AUGACACAACUGAAACAAUUUCUAUUUUUAAAUUCAUUAAUAGCAAUUUUUUUAGGUAUUCAAAAUAAUACGCUCCAGGUAAUUGAUGCAACUGAUUGUUCAUCACCUAAAUUGAUAACAAAAACAAGUAGUAAUAGAGUUGCAGCAUGGCGUGCUCAACGAAAUGCAAGGGAAAGCGAUGCAUCACGGUUAAUACGGUUGGAUAGUGAAAGUGGUGCAAAAGCUACACAAAGAAAAAAGCAUAGUCGACUAACAUCAAUAACAGAACAUUGUAACUCUUUUGAAAAUAAGGCUGAUAAUAACAAAAAUGAAACAGGUAAUCAAAAAAUGAAUGAAGCUCGAAGUUUAGAAGAAGGACAAAAACAACGUAAAACGACAUUGUAUUAUAAAGUGCCUUAUAAACUUUCUGAUUGGUGUACUCAAGGGUUGCUAGCAAAUGAAAAAAUCGCUAACAUUGAAUUAACUUAUGAAAGAAAACAUCAAAAUACCGUUCGACGAGUUCGGAGUUUGCUUGAACGAGAAGGAAAAUUUGGGAAUAGUUCGAAUCACGAAGUAUUUUCUAUGUUAAUUCAACGGUGUAAUCGAAAGGACGGGGGUGGAUAUGCUAGCAAAAACGGCCCUAUUUGGAAACCAUAG
Rotaria socialis is the source of this 636-nucleotide messenger RNA. The record is from the annotation of a GenBank genome assembly. NCBI's taxonomy places the organism in Eukaryota, Metazoa, Rotifera, Eurotatoria, Philodinida, Philodinidae.